AUGAAUCUUAGGAUUCUAGGCCUAGCCAGCUCACAGGAUCGACAUUAUAGAAAUAGUUAUCAUUAA
Blumeria graminis f. sp. triticale is the source of this 66-nucleotide messenger RNA. Lineage: Eukaryota; Fungi; Ascomycota; Leotiomycetes; Helotiales; Erysiphaceae. The record is from the annotation of a GenBank genome assembly.